UCCACCUACAGCACUUUGCUCUGUUCAGGGAAGCGAAAAGUACCAUCAUGGCCUGCAUUUAUGGAGACAUAACAAAGAUUGACACAACUGGGGCGUCAGAAAAAACAGCUAAGCAGGACAAACUUGAUAUAAAAGGAGUGGAAGCAUCGUUCAAACUGGCUGAGCAUGAUCUGAAAAAGAUGGACCAGUAUAAGAGCAUCAUCAUUAAAGUCGGCAGAGCGAAGCAGAUGGACCCAGCUGUCAUCGCAGGCAUCAUAUCCAGAGAGUCGAGGGCUGGGGCAGUGCUUGUGAAAGGCUGGGGAGACCAUGGCAACGGCUUUGGUCUCAUGCAGGUUGACAAGCGCCAUCACACUCCAAGGGGAGACUGGAACGGCGAGGAACAUGUCACCCAAGGCACUGAAAUUCUAAUAGAACUCAUAAAGAAAAUUCAAAACAAUUUCCCCAGCUGGUCCAAGGAGCACCAAUUUAAAGGAGGAAUCUCGGCCUACAACGCUGGCUCAGGAAACGUCCGCACAUAUGAGCGCAUGGACAUCGGUACCACAGGAGACGAUUACGGCAAUGACGUUGUGGCCCGGGCUCAGUGGUUUAAACGCCACGGAUACGUCAUUUGAUCACUGAUGGUUUAAAAGCACACAUGUAAUGAGCAUCUUUCAUAGCAACUCUAC
Messenger RNA from Clarias gariepinus (North African catfish), 665 nucleotides. RefSeq names its product lysozyme g-like. The transcript has 5 exons. Gene Ontology annotation, biological process: peptidoglycan catabolic process; defense response to Gram-positive bacterium. Bases 48 to 611 code for a protein of 187 amino acids. Gene Ontology annotation, cellular component: extracellular region. Gene Ontology annotation, molecular function: lysozyme activity. NCBI's taxonomy places the organism in Eukaryota, Metazoa, Chordata, Actinopteri, Siluriformes, Clariidae. The record is from RefSeq and is a predicted model, not a curated record.